Messenger RNA from Prunus avium (sweet cherry), 3450 nucleotides. Its product is annotated as Pentatricopeptide repeat (PPR) superfamily protein. Gene Ontology annotation, biological process: RNA modification. Gene Ontology annotation, cellular component: intracellular membrane-bounded organelle. Gene Ontology annotation, molecular function: RNA binding; protein binding. The record is from RefSeq and is a predicted model, not a curated record. NCBI's taxonomy places the organism in Eukaryota, Viridiplantae, Streptophyta, Magnoliopsida, Rosales, Rosaceae.
CUUCCACCCGUUUCGUACUAUGAUCGUGAAACAUGGACUGCGUAGACCGUACCAUGCACUCGCAUCAGCAGCAGCUUCUGAAAUUCCUUCUUUGCCCUCCACCACCACCAACAAUUACCCGCGGUACCUGAACCUCCUCUCUUCAUGCAGAGACUUGAAGUCUCUGCUUCAAAUCCAUGCCCACCUGAUCGUCUCAGGUCUCCAACAAGACAAUUCCACACUGACCCAUCUCAUAAAUUCCUACUCUUUGUUUAAAAAAUGUGGUUUGGCGAGCUUGGUUUUCGAUUCUGCUCAAAACCCAAGUGUAAUUUUGUGGAACUCCAUGAUCAGAGCUUAUACAAGAGCAAACAAGCACAAAGAAGCUCGAAAAAUGUACCAUUCUAUGUUAGAACAAGGUGUAGAGCCAGACAAGUAUACCUUCAACUUUGUUUUGAAAGCUUGUACUGCUGCUUUGGAUUUUGAAGAGGGUGUCUUGGUGCACCGUGAAGUGGCUCGGAAGCAGCUUGACUCUGAUGUAUUUAUAGGGACCAGUCUUAUUGACAUGUACUGUAAAAUGGGCGAGUUAACAUGUGCAAGAGAGGUGUUUGAAAUAUUACCUAAGAAAGAUGUUGUGGUUUGCAAUGCUAUGAUUGCGGGUUUAUCACAAAGUGAAGAUCCUUAUGAGGCAUUGGAAUUUUUUCGGGGGAUACAAUUAUGGGGGCUGGAGCCGAACUUAGUGAGCUUGUUAAAUUUGGUUCCAGCAGUGUCCAGAUUAGCUGAUAUUGAUUCUUGUAUGUGUAUUCAUGGUUAUGUGUUUAGGAGGGGCUUUAGUUCAGUGUUUUCAAAUGGGUUGAUUGAUAUGUACUCUAAGUGUGGAGAUGUAGAUGCUGCUCGUCAGGUUUUUGACCUGAUGCAGGGCCGGGAUGAUGUUUCGUGGGGGACAAUGAUGGCAGGGUAUGCAAGUAAUGGGUUGUUUGUUGAGGUUUUGGAGUUAUUUGAUUGGAUGAAGGGAGAUAACACUACGAUGAAUAAGGUUUCCGUCAUAAGUACUCUUUUGGCUGCCACUGAGAUGAGAGAUUCAGAGAAAGGGAAGGAGAUACAUUUUUGUGCUUCACAACAAGAACUUGAUUCUGAUGUUUCAGUUGCUACUUCUAUACUGACCAUGUAUGCAAAAUGUGGAGAAAUAGAGAAGGCAAAACAAAUUUUUGAAGGACUUAGGAAAAGAGAUUUUGUUUCUUGGUCUGCACUUAUAUCUGCUUGCGUCCAAUCUGGUUAUCCUGAAGUGGCAUUGUCUAUCUUUCGAGAUAAGCAAAAUGAAAUUCUCAAACCAAGUGGAAUAACGUUGAUAAGUGUCCUACCAGCAUGUUCAGAAUUAUCAUAUCUGAAACUAGGCAAGAGCAUACAUUGCUAUGCUGUUAAGGCCAAUAUUGCUUCUGAUAUUUCUUUAGGAACAGCCAUAGUAUCCAUGUAUGCCAAAUGUGGAUUCUUCACUUCUGCACUAAUUCUAUUCAAUAGAAUGCCAUGUAAAGAUGUUGUAACAUGGAAUGCUUUGAUAAAUGCAUAUUCCCAGAUUGGUGACGCCUUCCAUGCGAUAGAUAUGUUUCAUGAACUAUGGUCGUCUGGAAUAAAGCCUGAUGCUGGAAGCAUGGUGGGUUUCAUGUCAGCUUGUAGCAUAUUAAAUGACCUAGAUCAAGGUACUUGUAUUCAUGGGCAAAUUAUAAAGCAUGGGUUUGAACAUGAUGUUCCGGUGAAAAAUGCUCUUAUUGGCAUGUAUUGCAAAUGUGGUAACAUAUCCUCAGCUGAACUUCUGUUUAACAGAACCAAAUUUAAGAAAGAUGUGGUAUCUUGGAAUGUAAUAAUUGCAGGAUACGUGCAGGGUGGAUAUGCCAGGGAAGCUAUAUGUUCUUUUCAUCAGAUGAAAUUAGAGAACUUUCAACCUAAUAUAGUCACAUUUGUUAGCAUACUUCCUGCAGUGGCAUAUCUGGCAGCCUUAAGAGAGGGCAUGGCUUUUCAUGCCUGCAUUAUCCAAACGGGGUUUCUAUUUAAUACACUUGUGGGAAAUAGUCUUAUUGAUAUGUAUAGUAAAUGUGGACAGCUCAAUUAUUCGGAGAAAUGCUUUAAUGAGAUGGAACACAAGGACAAAGUUUCGUGGAAUGCAAUGCUUGCAGCAUAUGCAGUGCAUGGGCAAGGAGUCAACGCUAUUUCACUUUUCUCAUUGAUGGAAGAGAGUUUGGUCCAAGUUGAUUCUGUGUCAUUCAUCAGUGUUUUGUCUGCUUGCAGGCAUGCAGGUCUGGUAAAAGAAGGAAAGAAAAUUUUUCAGGCCAUGCAUGAAAAGCACCAUCUUGAACCAGAGUUGGAACAUUAUGCUUGCAUGGUGGAUCUUUUAAGUCGUGCUGGUUUAUUUGAUGAAACUUUAAAUUUGAUUAAUAAAAUGCCAGUGGUGCCUGAUGCUGGAGUCUGGGGAGCCUUAUUAGGUGCAUGUAGGAUGUAUUCUAAUGUGAAGUUAGGAGAAGUUGCAUUGAGUCAUCUUGUUAAGCUUGAGCCUAGAAAUGCUGCUAAUUACAUAGUCCUAUCAGAUAUACAUGCUCAUUCGGCUAGAUGGGGUGAAUCUGGCAAGACAAGAUCAAUGAUGAAUGGCUCAGGGUUGAAGAAAACUCCAGGAUGUAGUUGGGUAGAGGUCCAGAACAUGGCCCAUCCAUUUGGGGUAGGUGACUACAAUUACCAGGCCCCAACUUGAGAGCUGAGAACGUGCAUUUUCUGCUUGAAAAGAACCUGGGACCACCAUUCAGGUAGUUAAAACUCUCUGUGCCUAUGUGCAUUGCCAUGCUGCAAAUUGUAAAGAUGAGAGAAGCCAUAAAAUAUUGUGAGGAAUGCUAUUUACUUCCAUUAUUUGGAGCUGGUAUCUGCUCGGGCAAAUAUUAAUACUCUCAUCAUACAAUUUAGAUCAUCGUGUGCCGGUGGCAAGGAAGCACUCAUAUUUGCCAUUUGCAACUGUAAGGGGCCAUCUAAAUGAAAAUUGGUUUCUUAGCUGGUAUGUCAAUCAAUGCAUCUGGCAUCACAUCUUCAACUAACAAGGUUCGUUCUCUAAGCUGCGCAAGUUUGCUCCAUGCUACCUGCAGUGAAGCUUCGGAUUGUAUGGAAAGAACCAGAUUGAACUGAGAACUAAAUUUCAGGCUCUGUUACGAGAUUGAGAGCUGUAUCAAUUGUUUUCAUUUUCUGUGGGCAGAUUGGACAAGUUUUGUCCAAGGAUGAGAUGGCUCAAAGCUUUGCUGCUGAAGUUGUUUGCUCUAAUGAACAUCACCUGCAGUGGCAAUAUUGGCAGGACGCUUGGACCAAGGACAUGGAACAAUGGAGCUUUCAUUGAGAUUAAAAUGAGAAACAGCUUGCUGGGAAGACCUAGAAAAAUGAAGCCUUGGAUUGUUAGAGCUUUGAGAAUUAGAAGUUAAUUCUACUAGGUGGUGAAUUAGAGCA